This is a messenger RNA of Fusarium redolens, 1085 nucleotides long. RefSeq lists its product as uncharacterized. Bases 323 to 841 code for a protein of 172 amino acids. The transcript has a single exon. The record is from RefSeq and is a predicted model, not a curated record. NCBI's taxonomy places the organism in Eukaryota, Fungi, Ascomycota, Sordariomycetes, Hypocreales, Nectriaceae.
GGCAUUAGCGACGUCGAAGUCGAGAUCAAGGAGUCUAGAAUCACGCAAUGUUGCUCGAGUGAUCAGGAUCAAGCAGAGAGGUAAGAACUAUAAUCCCCAGGUGAACCUUAGGCUAAUCAAAAGACAAGCGAACGAUCAACAGCGAAACUCAGCCCUCACAUCCCGACUCUUGAAGAGGAGGCUUGCAGAAGGGACAGUAUCCAGCUCUCCGAGUUCCUGGGGACCAAAAUCGCCUCCUCUCAUUUUUCAACAGGUGAAGGCACCAAAGGUCUGUACCUGCGAAUCCGAAAUUCCGAAACCGUUGUUGCUUUGAACUGUCGACAUGUCGUCUUCGGACAAGAGGAAGAGAACCUCGCCGGUCCGCUUCCGCGACUGGGCUUUGAUCGAGCUGCAUCAGAACAAGCACCAAACUCCGUUAGGAAAGUUGGAAAAUACUGAGCCCUCGCCACUUAUCGCGUUCAAUCUUCGGUGUAUGGACAUGUUGAGGUGGGACCCACAUAAGGAGCCAAAGCGAAGACACUGCUUCCUACCCGGGAUUCAUAUAUUCACGCAGACUGGUGUCAUGUCAGAAGCCGAAAUGAGAUGUCAUGACUAUGAAUUCGAAUUGCCAGGAAGAAAUGUAAUCGAUGAGGAUUUCAUAAGAGCAUGCAUGUAUGGCAGCGAAAGCGGAGAAAGCCACGGUAUCGCCAAUACAGCCAGGUCUGUUAUCCGAAGAUUUGUUGGAGGUGUCCCGAUGAUUUCUGAAGAAUGGUGUAUCUUGGGCUCCACCCAACAUGAACACAGGAAGCACUUCUCUGCCUACCGACUGGCUGUUGGAGGAUAUCCGGGAACAUGGGUAUGAUGUGGAGUGGAUAGGCGAAGAAAUCCCUCUUGAACAUCUCCAUUACCGCUUAGAAUCUGAACAUUGAUCCGGGCGGCUGUAUUGGAAGAUUUCACUAGGUAUCACUCAGUCAUUGACCUUUCUGGUGGAGUAAGCGCAAUGGGUAGUCAAUCGGCUUAGAGAACUGGAGAGUAUAAAUUUGUAAGUUCUUGCAAAGCGCUCUCCACGUGAAAUGAUCAAAGACAUGAUCUGGACAAGCUGAUUG